UGAGAAACAAUUCGUAAGAAACUAAAAGUGUAGGGACUCGUUAAAAGUUCGUUUAUGCCUAUCUCAAUAAUAAACAAACCAGCCAUUUUCAUUUCCUUCUGCAGAUUGCUUUCUCGCAAGCUUUGAGAUAUUGAUCUUCUCUCAAUCAUACUCCAUGGAUUCUUCUUUUUACUAUGGUUUUUGUGUUGCUGCAAUAACCUUCUUCACUCUUUUCGGUACAAUACUUUUCAUGUUUUAUGGAAAAAUAAAAUCCCAUCAAGAAAACAAAACAGUUGGUGCUUCUUCCUCUACUUUAUCUCUUACAGCAACCCCAUCUUCUUUGUCUCGAACCCGGAAACACCAUGUCUUCCCGAGCUUCCACGGAGCAGAUGUUCGAAAAACCUUUCUUACUCACAUCCUAAAAGAGUUCAAAGGAAAGGGAAUCGAUCCAUUCAUUGAUAAUGAUAUCGAGAGGAGCAAGUCAAUCGGUCCUGAGCUCAUAGAAGCUAUCAGAGGAUCGAAGAUAGUGAUCGUCUUGCUCUCGAGGAACUACGCUUCUUCGUCGUGGUGCCUUAAUGAGUUGGUGGAGAUCAUGAAGUGCAGAGAAGAGUUUGGUAAAACAGUGAUGACCAUUUUCUAUGAAGUUGAUCCAACAGAUGUAAAGAAGCAAACCGGAGAUUUUGGUAAGGUCUUCAAACGAACUUGUAAAGACAAAACAAAAGAUGAGAUUAAGACAUGGAAAAAAGUUUUGGAAGAUGUGGCAACAAUCGCUGGAGAGCACUCACGUAACUGGGAUAAUGAAGCAGCCAUGACUGAAAAAAUUGCUACGGAUGUGUCAAACAUGCUGAAUAGUUCCUCUCCGUCAAGAGAUUUUGAUGGUUUAAUUGGGAUGGGAGCUCAUAUGAAGGAAAUGGAAUCACUGUUAAGUCUAGGCUAUGAUGAUGUAAGGAUGAUUGGGAUUUGGGGUCCGUCUGGGAUUGGGAAGACCACCAUUGCCAGAGUCUUGUAUAGCCAAUUUUCUGAAAAUUUUGAAUUGAGUGUCUUCAUGGAAAAUAUCAAAGAGUCGACAUAUACAAGACCAGUUUGUUCUGAUGAGUAUAGUGCAAAGAUGCAGUUACAAAAAAUAUUCAUGUCCCAAAUAAUCAACCAUAAGGACAUGGAGCUUCCUCAUUUAGGCAUUGUCCAAGAUAGGUUGAGUGACAAGAAAGUUCUUAUUGUUCUCGAUGGCAUUAACCAGUCAAUGCAACUAGAUGCUAUAGCAAAAGAAACUCGGUGGUUCGGUCAUGGAAGUCGGAUUAUCAUCACAACACAAGACCAAAAACUUUUGAAGGCACAUGGAAUCAACCAUAUUUACAAGGUGGAGUUUCCAUCAGCAUAUGAAGCUUAUCAGAUGUUUUGUGUGUAUGCUUUUGGCCAAAUCUUCCCUAAAGAUGGGUUCGAGGAGCUUUCAUGGGAAGUUACAAAACUUUUAGGUAAUCUACCAUUGGGACUAAGAGUUAUGGGAUCCCACUUCCGGGGAAUGUCUAGGCAUGAGUGGGUAAGUGAAGUACCAAGGUUAAAGAAUCGCCUUGAUGCUGGUAUUCAAAGCAUUUUAAAGUUCAGUUACGAUGCUUUAUGUGAUGAAGAUAAAGAUUUAUUCCUUCAUAUAGCCUGCAUUUUCAACAAUACAGAAAUGGUGAAAGUGGAAGAUUAUCUUGCUUUAAGUUUCUUGGAUGUGAGGCAAGGGCUUCAAGUCUUAGCUGAGAAAUCUCUCAUAACUAUUGAGGUUAUACGUAUAGACUAUACACGUAUAGAUAUGCACAAUCUACUAGUACAACUAGGUAGAGAAAUUGUUCGUCGUAAGCCUGGGCACCAAUCCAUUCGUGAGCCUGGGAAGCGUCGAUUUUUGGUUGAUGCUAAGGAUAUUUAUGAAGUACUCACUGAUAACACGGGUAGUAGAAAUAUAAUAGGUAUACUUUUGGAGGUAAAAACCAUAUCAGGCAAAUUAAAUAUCAGUGGGAGAGCUUUUGAAAAAAUGUCUAACCUUAAAUUCUUAAUGUUUCAUGGCCCAUAUGAGUAUGACAAAGAAAAAGAUAAAUUGUACUUACCGCAAGGUUUGAAUAAUCUACCUCGAAAACUUAGAAUAAUACGAUGGAAUUGGUUCCCGUUGAUAUGUUUGCCUUCUAAUUUUUGUACCGAGUACCUAGUCGAGCUACGUAUGUGGAACAGCAAACUUCAAAACUUGUGGCAAGGAUAUCAGCCGCUUGGAAGUCUGAAGAUUAUGGAUUUGCGUGAGUCGAAACACCUAAAAGAGUUACCUGAUCUCUCAAGUGCGACUAAUCUUGAAGAAUUGAAUUUGUUUAAAUGCUCAAGUUUGGCAGAGCUCCCCUCUUCUGUUGGAAACCUUCAGAAAUUGCAAGAGUUUAAUUUACACGGAUGCUCAAAGCUAGAGGUUCUUCCAACCAAUAUCAACUUGGAAUCUCUCAAUAACCUUGAUCUCAAUGACUGCUUACUGAUAAAAAAAUUUCCUGAGAUUUCAACAAACAUUAAGAACCUCAAGCUCAUGAGAACUGCAAUAAUAGAAGUGCCUUCGAAGAUCAAGACAUGGUCUCAUCUUCAUAAAUUGGAAAUGUCAUACAAUGAAGAUCUUAAGGAAUUCCCGCAUGCACUUGAAAUCAUCACAAGUUUGUACUUUAACGAUACAGAAAUGCAAGAAAUUCCUCCGUGGGUUAUGAAAGUCUCUCGUCUUCAAUUACUUACACUGUACGGAUGCAAAAAGUUAAUAACAAUCCCACAACUUUCCGAUUCCUUAUUAACUCUUUCGGCAAUCCAUUGUGAGUCACUGGAGAGCCUUGAUAUCUCUUUUCACAACCAUCUUUUGGAUAGUCUCCGGUUUGUUAAUUGCUUCAAGCUGAAUAAAGAAGCAAGAGAACUCAUCAAGACUAGUAGUACCCGUAUGUUCUUACCUGGUAAAGAAGUGCCUGCAAACUUCACUUACCGAGCUAAUCCUGGAAGUUCAGUGAUUGUAAAUUUGAAUCAAAGGCCUCUUUCAACAACCUGUAGAUUUAAAGCUUGCAUCUUGUUAGUCACUCAAGAUGACAAGGAGAAGGGUGCCAAUGGUAAGAGAUUUGGUGUAACUCAUCGCCUCAGGGACAAGAAUAAAUUUGGCGUCGACAUUCCAUGCAGACCUUCAUACUAUUACGAAUUUCCCCCCAUUUUAGCAGAGCAUUUGUUCACCUUUGAGUUUGAAGCAGAUGUGACGUCCAUCGAGCUUCUUUUUUCGUUCCACGUCCACAAGAGUGACGAGGUGAUGAUAAAAGAAUGUGGAGUACUCCUACUCUAACUCCCUUCAUGUUAGGGGAGAAAAACAACUGGAGACUUACUUGCGACCCAAAAAGCAACUUCAUAGUUUCAGUGAAGAAAGAAACAGAGAAAGGCUCGAGUUGGUUAUGUUGGGAAAUUCAAGAACUGGUUAUUUUAAGUCGUUUUGUUAACGUUGGUAGGAAUACUCUUUAGUGUCAAUUUAUGCACAAAUUGCAUUUUGUAGAAUUUAUUUUUGAAUACUCUUUAAGUGUCUGAUCUAUAUACCAAUGAGAUAAUCAGGUACUUGUUUCUCUACAUGUUACUGAUCAUUUUACUA
Molecule: messenger RNA, 3598 nt
Organism: Camelina sativa (false flax)
Lineage: Eukaryota; Viridiplantae; Streptophyta; Magnoliopsida; Brassicales; Brassicaceae
Product: putative disease resistance protein RPP1
Biological process (GO): defense response; signal transduction
Molecular function (GO): ADP binding
Source: RefSeq, a predicted model, not a curated record